This is a messenger RNA of Megalopta genalis, 1021 nucleotides long. RefSeq names its product dihydrofolate reductase (gene Dhfr). Gene Ontology annotation, molecular function: dihydrofolate reductase activity; NADP binding. Lineage: Eukaryota; Metazoa; Arthropoda; Insecta; Hymenoptera; Halictidae. The record is from RefSeq and is a predicted model, not a curated record. Gene Ontology annotation, cellular component: mitochondrion. Gene Ontology annotation, biological process: dihydrofolate metabolic process; folic acid metabolic process; tetrahydrofolate biosynthetic process.
CAAUAAACUCUAGUCGUUAUUAUUACAUCCUCAGAAUAUUUUUUCUUGCUGUGUGAUUUGUUUUCUCAAACUCGUGUAUUUUUAACAUAGCGGAGGCAAUAUCCUAUCGUUAAGUAACACAGUUCUCAGCGAUAACAAACAAAAAAUUCACAACGAAUCUACUAGUCAACAAUGUAACAAUUCUGACUGUCUAAUUUAUUCUUUUUCAUUUAUCGCGCUUUUAUCAUGGGACUUAUGGUGAGUAUAAGGAACUCGCCAGGUUGCGCUGCCAUCUUCUUUUUUUUGAAUUUUAUACGUUAAAGAAGUAUAUAUACAUCCUAUACAUCCUAUACAUAAAUGAACCAGUCGAUUAGAUUAGCAGCGAGAAAAGUUUUAUGAGUGGAACUAAGAAAAUGCAGUUACAAUUGAAUUUAAUAGCAGCUGCCUGCGAGGGUAUGGGCAUCGGCGUAAACGGAGCCUUACCAUGGAAACUGAAAAGCGAAAUGGCGUUCUUUACGACCAUGACGUCGAAAACAAAAGAUCCAAGCAAAAAGAACGUCGUUCUUAUGGGACGCAGGACAUGGGAAUGCAUUCCGAGCAAGUUCAGACCCUUACAGAAUCGUGUAAAUAUGGUUCUUUCGUCGAAGCUUUCGGACCUUGGAAAUGAGGCGAUCGUAUGUAAAAGUAUCGCAAACGCGAUGCAGAUGAUUUCGCAACCUCCGCUGAAUGAUCGCAUCGAAAGUAUAUGGGUGAUAGGAGGCAGCUCUGUGUACAAGGCUGCAAUGGAGUCGCCCCAUUUCGGCCGAUUGUACUUGACGCGAAUAAAAAAGCAUUUCGAGUGCGACACGUUCUUCCCGCAGAUACCAAACGACAUCGUCUUGACGGAAGACGCGGACAUUCCUCAAGGAGUCCAAGAAGAGGACGGAAUACAGUUCGUCUACGAAGUAUACAAGAAACUAUGAACGCAGCUCGGUACGACAAGAUGGCUUCAAUCUUUUUUAUCUCGGUGUACGAAUAAAUAAAUCGUAUUUUUCACAAUAAA